UUCAAAAUAACCACUAUUCUCUCUUCUCUGUUCAAAACUUAGAACCCUUCGUUCUUCGUAUUUUCCUCUCACACUCUUCUCUUACUCUUCUUUUUUUUCUGACUACCUGGUUCCUUUCGUUACUUUUUCUCGCAGCAGGUAAGCAAGUUCACACUCCAAAUUCCAAUUCGUAACUUCAUCAGCUUCAACGCUCGACGCCUUUUCGUAAUCGAUCGCUUUUAAGCGAGAUUGUAAAAAAAACCUCCAGGCUGAUUCGAAUUGGUGGGAGAUGGAAAAUUCCGAUUCGGCGCAGUGCGUUCGAGUUGCCGUCAACAUUCGGCCUCUGAUCACAUCGGAGCUUAUGCUCGGAUGCACAGAUUGCAUCUCCCUUGUUCCCGGUGAACCACAGGUGCAAAUUGGGUCGCAUGCUUUCACUUAUGACUAUGUUUAUAGCUCGGGAUCUCCAUCGUCUACAAUAUAUGAUGAUUGUGUAGCUCCACUCGUAGAUGCACUUUUCCAUGGCUAUAAUGCAACUGUUCUUGCUUAUGGACAGACUGGAUCUGGGAAGACAUACACCAUGGGCACCAAUUACACGGGAGAGGACAAUGCCGGUGGAAUUAUACCCAAGGUGAUGGAGACAACAUUCAAGAGGGUUCAGACUAUGAAGGAAUCCUCAGAGUUUUUGAUUAGGGUAUCUUUUAUCGAGAUAUUCAAGGAAGAGGUAUUCGAUUUGCUCGAUCACAAUUCUUCCAGAGGAGAUGUGGCUCCUACUGCAAAGCCUGCUGUGCCCAGCAGAGUUCCCAUACAAAUUAGAGAAACAGUGAAUGGAGGAAUAACACUGGCUGGUGUGACUGAGGCUGAAGUUAAGACCAAAGAAGAAAUGUCAUCUUAUCUUUCUCGAGGUUCACUGUCACGUGCCACAGGGAGUACAAACAUGAACAGUCAAUCAAGUCGGUCACAUGCUAUAUUCACAAUCACUAUGGAGCAAAAGAGUGGUGAUGAUGUCUUGUGUGCAAAACUACACCUGGUAGACCUUGCUGGUUCUGAACGUGCAAAAAGAACUGGUGCAGAUGGCAUGCGUUUAAAAGAAGGCAUUCAUAUCAAUAAGGGUUUAUUAGCUCUUGGGAAUGUAAUAAGUGCACUGGGAGAUGAAAGAAAGCGAAAAGAAGGUGGCCAUGUGCCAUAUCGCGAUAGCAAAUUAACAAGGCUACUGCAGGAUUCUCUUGGAGGAAACAGCAAAACCGUUAUGAUAGCAUGUGUUAGUCCUGCUGACACCAAUGCUGAAGAGACAUUGAACACUCUGAAGUAUGCUAACCGUGCUCGCAACAUUCAGAACAAGGCAGUUAUCAAUCGUGAUCCAGUGGGAGCUCAGAUGCAGAGAAUGCGAAGUCAGAUUGAGCAAUUGCAGUCUGAGCUUCUGUUAUACAGAGGUGAUGCUGGUGGGGCAUUUGAGGAACUUCAGAUUCUUAAACAAAAAAUAUCCUUACUUGAAGCAAGCAAUGAAGAGCUACAGCAGGAGCUUCAAGAACGUCGAGUAACUUGUGAGAGUUUAUCACAACGUGCUUGUGAUGCUCAGGUUGAAAAGGAUCAACUGAUCAUGAAAAUUGAAUCAAUUCGAAAUGGUAAAUCUUGGGAUGAAAUUGACUCGAAUUCAAAUCAGGAUUAUGACCUAGUGAAAUCUUAUGUGUCAAAGAUCCAAGAUCUGGAAGGUGAAUUGCGGGGUUUGAAAAAUUUGAAUGCGAAAUCUAGACAUGUUGACUGGGUUGAUUCAGAUGAUAGUGGAUUCCGGUCAAAGAAUGUGUUAUUUGCAUGUGCUAAUGAAUACUCUUCUGAUUGUGACGCCAAAUCAGUGGACAUAACAGAUGACAUGGAAGAUCAUGCAAAGGAGAUAGAACACUCUUCUCUUCAAGAAAAGUUGGACAGGGAGCUCAAAGAAUUGGAUAAGAAACUUGAACAAAAGGAGGCUGAAAUGAAGAUGUUCAACAAUUCUGAUACUUCAGUUCUUAAGCAUCAUUAUGAAAAGAAAGUUCUUGAGUUAGAACAAGAGAAGAAAUUUUUGCAGAAAGAAAUUGAGGAACUUAAGUACAAUCUUGCAAAUAUUUCAUCCUCUUCUGGUGACGGUGCUCAAAAGUUAAAGGAGGAAUAUCUUCAAAAGUUAAAUGCUCUUGAAGCACAGGUCUCUGUGCUGAAGAAGAAACAAGAAUCUCAGGCUCAACUGUUGAGACAAAAACAGAAAAGUGAUGAGGCUGCAAAACGACUUCAGGAUGAGAUCCAGAGAAUUAAAUCUCAUAAGGUUCAAUUGCAACAUAAAAUUAAACAGGAAUCAGAACAAUUCAGGUUAUGGAAAGCUUCACGCGAGAAAGAAGUUCUCCAGCUUAAAAAAGAAGGAAGGAGGAAUGAAUAUGAGAUGCAUAAACUGUUAGCGUUGAAUCAGAGGCAAAAGAUGGUAUUGCAAAGGAAGACAGAAGAAGCUACCUUGGCUACAAAAAGGCUGAAAGAGCUUUUGGAAUCUAGAAAGACUUCACGUGAAAGUGCUGCAGGUGGGAAUGGUCCAGGAAUUCAGGCUUUGAUGCAGGCAAUUGAGCAUGAACUUGAGGUCACUGUCCGAGUGCAUGAAGUACGUUCAGCACAUGAGCGUCAAAUGGAAGAGAGGGCUAAAAUGGCCAAUGAGAUCGCAAGAUUAAAGGAAGAAGCAGAUAUGAUGAAGCUUAACAAUUCAAGUGAUGGCCUCGCAUCUAUGUCUCCGGGUGCAAGAAAUUCAAGGAUAUAUGCCCUUGAAAAAAUGAUUGCUACUUCUUCUACAACAUUGCUGUCAAUGGCAUCUCAGUUGUCAGAGGCAGAAGAGCGGGAACGGAUUUUCAGUGGCAAGGGACGUUGGAACCAAGUCCGUUCCCUUCCUGAAGCCAAGAAUUUGAUGAAUCAUUUGUUCAAUCUGGCAUCUUCCUCCAGGUGUUUAUUGCGAGAUAAAGAAGUUACCUGCAGAGAGAAGGGCAUGGAAAUAAGAGAUCUAAAAGAAAAAGUAGUAAGGUUGAGCUGUUCACUUCGACAGUUGGAAAUGCAGAAGUCUGAACUUAUUCAUCAGUUGAAAUUGCUGAGUGCAAAGAGAUAUUCAGAAUCUUUGGGUGGUUUGGUGUAUCCCGACAUAAAUGGAGGACAUAAGUAUGACUUGCGCAAGAUGGAAAAUCGGCGAUCUACAAUUUUACUGGAGGAUAUGGAUUUAUCUGUAUCCGAUACAGAAUCAGAUGAUUAUGUUGCAGAUGCAACUGAUGAUGAAUGGGUCGCUUCAGAAAAAAUACACGUUAGGAAAAGGAAAUCUAGAAGCAGACAUGUAAGCAUGGAAAACAAUCAGUCAAAUAUCAGUUCAGAAGAUGUAAAAGAUAAUUCAACAGAAGGAGUUGGAGGUGCAUCUGGGGAAACUGUAUCGGAUAUCUGCUGCUCUUGUAGUAAAUCUUCAUCUUGCAAGACAAAUAAAUGCAAAUGCAGAACUCUGGGUGGCAUUUGUGGGAGUUCUUGUGGUUGCCUAGCAUCGAAGUGUGCCAACAGAGCAUCAGGCUCAAAUGAAUCACCAGUUGAAGGGACUGGUAAUGAUUCCAGCAUUCAGGAAGCAGACAAAGAUCACCUUCUUGCUGCUCAAGGUGCUGAGUUGCUUCAGGGUGCACUGAUUGGGGGGCCUGCUGAGGCCCACAGUGAUCAUGGGCCAAGAAAACCACUUUCUGAUAUUGGAAAUACACUGGCCAAAUCAAAUGCCCAGAAGCCUAAUCAGAGAAGGGAAUGGAAGAACAUCAAACGGAAGUCCACAUUGUCUACAGUAGUACUAAAUGUUGUUCCUCCGACUUCCUCGCAAUCAGAUAAUUCUGAAGUCCCCAAGAAAGAAAAUAAUAGCAUCAGUGAAGCCAAUGUAUCUAACAUACCACAGAAAAUGCACUCAUCUAGACCUGAAAAUGUUCCAGUUGUCCCAAAGGUAGAGAAAAAUGUAAUUGAGCCAGAUAUACGUUUACCACGAGCUAUGCGAAAGUCAGUAUCACCAAAUGGUGGUGGCCUUCCACUAGGGGACAUGAAUGCUAGUAAGCCAGAUGAACCUGUCAAUAAGGAGUCUGAAGUGAUGAUAGAAGCUAGAACUCCGGUGAAACAAAAAAGAACACUUGAGAAAGAGAACAAUGGACGUUAAUCUUGCGUCCAUUUCUUACUUCUUACCCUCAUAAAAGCAAAGACCAUGACUUAAGACGCAUGCCAUUACCAUAUUCUUAUGGUGUAUCUGUUGAAGAUAGAAGAGGCACGUGGUGCUAUGUCAAUCAUUCGGUUUGUCUUCGGUAGACAAUAUAUUAUUUGGCUUCCUUUUUUGCUUGUAAGACAUGGUUUAUCCAAAGGAUUCUGUGCCGGUCUUAAUCACUUGAUCUCGGCAUAUCCUUGGAGUACUUUGUAUCUAUGAUAGUCAUGUUGAGCUGUUCGGUGGGAAAAAUUGUUUCCCUCAUUAAUCUUUAUCAUUUGCAUGAGUCAAGAGUGGAGUUUAA
This is a messenger RNA of Glycine soja, 4490 nucleotides long. Its product is annotated as kinesin-like protein KIN-4C. The record is from RefSeq and is a predicted model, not a curated record. Gene Ontology annotation, biological process: microtubule-based movement; mitotic spindle organization. The transcript is spliced from 28 exons. NCBI's taxonomy places the organism in Eukaryota, Viridiplantae, Streptophyta, Magnoliopsida, Fabales, Fabaceae. Bases 269 to 4147 code for a protein of 1292 amino acids. Gene Ontology annotation, molecular function: microtubule motor activity; ATP binding; microtubule binding.